CCACGGGAGAGGUGAUUUCUUUUUUUCCUUCUUUUUUAACCCAUCCUCAUUGAGUGGGUCCUGGGUUUAGAGUGGGCAGUGGAUGCGGUUAUUAUGCCCUCACUUCUCAGCGGAUCCGUGCCGAGCUGUCACGCCUCGCUGCUGCAUGGUCCUUCUCGGUGCAACGGUGUGUUGUAGCCGAGUUUGAGCCGCUCGGCGUCUCAUACUCCGCCGUCCCCGGUGUUCUGUCUUCUUAUGCUCAUUGAGCCAAACCUUCCAGCUGCUCACUGGCUUAUUUUUAUCAAAGCUAAAGGAGGAGCCGCAGCACCGGGAGCCAUGAGCGGACGCGGGGACGAGGCAGGGGAGAGCUCUGGCUCUCAGGAGCCCACCGGGCCCGCGGAGCCCCAAAAGAGGAGGCCGGGGAGACCGAAGAAACCACAAAAAGAGCCCAGUGGAGAGCCUGUCCCCAAGCGACCGAGGGGCCGCCCCAAAGGAAGUAAGAACAAGGGCCCCUCCAAGGCAGCGCAAAAGAAAGCUGAGGCAACCGGGGAGAAAAGACCCAGGGGGCGACCCAGGAAAUGGCCACAGCAAGUCGUCCAGAAAAAGCUUGCUCAGGAAGAGGAAGAAGAAGAAGAGGCUGGAGAGUCCCCAGAGGAGGACUAAGCUUCCACACCAUGAAAUCGCUACCUCAUUCAGCUGUCUUUCAAAGGGAAAUGACCUUGACCACUUAUUUUUGACCUUUUUCCACAUGCUUUGUUACUUGGUUGAAUUUCAGUUAGAGAAGUUUCAUCUUUUGUAUGUCACUGAACAUGCAGAUGUUCAGCAUAUGUCUUUGUCUUUAAAUUCCUUCGAUACAUUUUUACGUAGACCAUACAGAAUGCAGCAAAAAUAAUCUUUUAGUUUGCUGAUAAUUGGCUGAACAGAUACAAACAAACAAACAAACAGUUUAGCUCUAGAAAUUCUGCCUGUCAAAACAAACACAUCAGACUUAUAAUCACCCCUGUACAACACAAUUACACUCCUCAAUGAGAAUCAAAAACAAACAGAAACAGACACAAUCAGUAAGUUAAUGUUUGGGUUUUCUUUAUAGCAUUGUCAUCUCCACAUCAGUGAGAGUAUUGGGUGCAUCAGCCAGAGGACUACAAUAUUGUAAUGAUGUACAAAUAAAAUGCACUCACACUGCCACUGCAUCACUCUCUCUCAUGGACAGACAUAGAUACACACACUCAAUGACUUACUGUCAUUGUUGACUGAUACUACAAACACUGAUGGCCGAAAAGAGACUAGGACACUGGUUUUGUCAUACAGACAUGUAGAACAACUGCAUACUGUUCCAAUAUAUCAGUGUUGGCUCUAAAACAAACCAAUCCACCCCUUACCCAAACUGGUGUUUGGCCACCAAACACAGAGAUCUCUCCUCAGGGCAGUUGUUUAUCCAUUAUGUUGGAUUCAAGCCAUUUAGAAAUAAAACUUACUGAUAUUUAACUUCAGACUGAUAGCACUUCUUUCUCUGGCAAUAUGCAGGAAAGAUACAGCAUCCAAUGCAAAGAUUUAUCCAGGAAGGAACUUGAAGUGCAAUCCUUGACUUUUUGUGAAAUAAGUAAAAGUUUUCACUGGCAGUGCAAAUGUAGCUGAUGUAACCAUGGCCAAUACCCAGCCAUCCCCUCAAUCAAUUGAGGAUUAGUUGCUUACAGUAAAGCUAUAGUGCGUAGUUUAUGUCGCCCCCAUGAGGAAUUCAAAGUAAUGACGAACAAGACUGUCGGACAUUACAUCAAAAUGUCAGAGCACAGUUAAGCAUUUCAAUGGAUGGCUGUUAAAUUUAAAUAAAAAGUAGUAAUCUUUACAACUGAAAUUAAUCAAUUUCAAAUAUUUUCCUUUUGGCUGUUGAAAAACCCAACAGCUUUACAAUUUAAAUGAUCUAUUAGAUGUAGGGUUGGGAUUUUUGUUGGAUCUGGUUGACAAAUUCCUAUAUUUGCUAAACUCCGAGGCUAACAAAUUGUUCUUAUUUAAUAUUUUAUUGCUCCUUGCUUACAAAAGAAUGAUUCCGGCAGCAGCUUCUCAUGUCCAUCUGGUGCUGAUUGUCACCUAAAGUGACAAACAUGACUGGUGGCAGAUUAUAAACCUUUUACAUUCAUUCUGUGAAUAACAGGCCAGUGUCUGCAAACCGUACGUGUGCCAAAGAUUGCUUGUUAGUGACAUCACCUCUCCAUGACCGGGAGUGGUAGUGUCUCCUCUAGUGAAAUGAUCAUUCAUUUAUGCAAAUUUAGAUCAAUGGUGAUUCUAUUUUUAGAUUAGCGCUGAGGGUUGUGCAAAUUAAUGUAUAGUUUCUAUAUUACAUGCGUUGUUGAAUCGUUGAGUACUAGUUAUUUAAAGGCUGAAACUAUAUACUGUAUACUGUGUAUAUAUAUAUAUAUGUUUUCAAUACGGGUUCUGAAAAGAUCCAGAUGCAAUUCAAUAAGGGAUUUGAUAAUGGAUUCAGAUUCAAUGAAAUGCGGUCAAAUCCCAACCCUAGAUUAAUUGAUGCUGAAUAUGGCUCAUCUCAAUUGGUUAAACAAAUUUACAUCAUGCAUACCAUAAAAGAAUAGGCCAACAUUAAAAUAAAAUCAAUCGUUGUGAUUGUAACCUUGUCCAGCUUGAAAGUGGACAAAUUAUUGAUCAUAGUUAAUUGUGCACAUCCAUCCCCAAUUGCUUUUAUAGGAUAAGAAUUGCUUUGAAAACUAAAUCUAAACUCUGAUGUUUUGGGAUGUGUCCAAGAGACAAUUGUGAUUGCAAUUUUAACAAUUAUUUUUAUUUAUUUAUUUUCAGAACAUCAAGAAAAAUGAAUAGUAGUUAGUCCAGCACUGCCUCCAAUAUGCAUUUAAAGCUUUAAUUUGGAAGAUCCAGAACAUCAUCAGCUCUGCACUGCUCUCCCUGUUGUUGGUGGACUGAUUUAAAAAACGAUACAACCUCUUCCCAAACUGCCAGUACUCCCCAACCAAACAGCUUGACAUUGUUUCAGACUACUGUAUACCUUUUUUCAGAUUUACAUAACAAGCUUGUGUACAUAGCUUCCUUCAGUUGGUUCUUUGCGAAACAUAGCUUUAAAACCUUUACUCCACCAUUGAUGUCAAACUGCAAAGACAUCUACAGUUGUGCAAAAAAACCUCAAGAACAAAAAACAAAAGAAAAAAACACACAUUACCUCAUGACACAAUGAUACCUGGAUUUAGUGGCAGCGUGACAUUGGAUGACUCAUCACGCACUGUAACUCCAGAAAGCCUUACGUUUAGGGAAACCUGAUGGUUAACACUUUCUGAUCACUGAUAUGCAAUAUCAUCUCAUGAUUUAAAACUACCUCUGACUCAGCACAACCAGCUAAUAAACGCUGUUGCUCAGUACACACAAACUAAUGCCUGGGAUAGCAGUGUGUGUUCAGAUAUUUGUGUUGGAACGUUUUUACCGUACAAGGUACCGUGCGAGGUCAUGUUGGUUGGUUGUUGUCAUGUCAUGGGGGAACGGCAAUUUGUCUGCAUCUGUUUUGUUUGAUUCAGUCAGGUAAACAUUAUAUGAUCCAUAAAGAAACAAAGGUCACAUGUAAAAAGCCAUGUGAAUUGAUAUUGAAGGUAAAAUUAGCUGUUUUACUACAGCAGCCUUUUUGUUACCAUCUUUCCUGUUGGUUAUGACGGCCAAACAAGUGCUUUUACUGGGGUACAAGGAGUUCACAGGCAUGAAAAAUUGAAAUUAGGUUGUGUCUUUAAGCUUUAACCACAUUAUCUGAAAAAAAUUGUAAUAUACCUGCUCAUUGUAUUGUUAAACCACACGUUGAGCCCAGAAGCCGAGUCUGUACAAGAAUCAGAGCGGUAUCUGGUCUGACGCUGUAAUGAUACAGUUGGGAUUUAUUCGCACUAAGAGCUCCUCACUGGCAAUGAUAUUGGUACAAGUAAAUUAGUUGUCCACUCUGUAGAUUCUGUAACCUGUCUCUGUGUUUUCUGUAUCAAACAGUUAAACAAACAGUUGAGGAUAUUUUUAACAGUCUCCAACUCUGUUUUAAAGAGUUGCCAGAUCUUAGCAAUGAGACUGAAAUGUCAUUAUAACCUUCAAGCAUGAUGGUCAAAUCUUUGAAAAUAAGACACAGGCUGUUAAAAAUCUGAAUUUGUCCUUUUUGUUGGAAACCUACUUUAAAGACUGCAUCCCAACAUCUGCACUUUCCAUAUCCAUAUGUGCAUAAUUUAAGGCCAUGCUUUAAAAAAAAGUCAGUUUCAGCUUAUGUUGUGUCCAUACAUAAUAUGAGUCCAAUCAGCAAAUUGGCAAGUGAAGUUGAAAAAGUCCUUGUUAAGGUGCAGUCUUUAGAGUUUGUCUCCAUCAUGACUUGGCACUGACUGGCCUGACGUUUUCUUCUUUAGAGGUUCCUGGAAAAGCCUUGAUUAAAUGGUCUGUUUUUAUUACUUAAAACAUAAAAGCAGCUAACAUAUUACGUACUGUUUUUCUUAUUUACCUUAAUGUUAAUUUUUAUCUAAACAUUGUAAACACAUUUAGCAUUAUAUGCAAACUGGGACUUCUGUUUGGCAAACUGGUAACUUGAAUUUAUUUUGUUCUGAUUUACACAAUGUUAUGACACUACAUGAUAAAACUACAAAUGUUUGUUUUUUUGGCUUUCAAUAGAGUUUUUUUUCUAGAGUUAUGUACUACCUAUAUAUGUACAGUACCUCAAACAGACUGUUAAAAAUGGACUAAUCAAUUGAAAAAUACCUACCUCCAGUCUCUUUACUUUACAUCUAUGUAUGAUAUGAUGAAUCAGGACUGCAGAAUCUCCUUCCUUAAAGUAUUUUAUCAGAUCAAACUUCCAAUCUCAGUACAUUUGGAUUCUCACCGUCAAAGUGACUUUCAGGUUUUAAAACUGAUAUGUUUGACCUUUGUAUAUUGUAUGCAUGAAUGUGUUUUCUUGUUUUUAAUUAGUAGAUAUACUUGAUUAGGUGUUUUGUGUACUUCACACAAAUGUGAUUUUCUUGUUUCCUGUGAUAUGGUUAAACCAGAUGUAGAUGGAAAUGCUUUUUUUCUUAGUGAUGGAUUAUACAAAUUUUCACCUGUCACCACGGCAACCUUUAAAACGUUGACAUGGUAUUUUAAACUGGGCCUGAGGUAGAGCCUCAGAGGAGCUACAUUGAUCUUGUCAACCUGCCUUCAUCAGCAACACCAGUAUGGACCAGUAAUUUAAUAAAUGUUGUGUAAAACUCUUACUAACCAACAA
Messenger RNA from Etheostoma spectabile (orangethroat darter), 5206 nucleotides. It is a transcript of the gene hmga2, whose product is annotated as high mobility group AT-hook 2. Gene Ontology annotation, cellular component: chromatin; nucleus. Gene Ontology annotation, biological process: regulation of DNA-templated transcription. NCBI's taxonomy places the organism in Eukaryota, Metazoa, Chordata, Actinopteri, Perciformes, Percidae. Gene Ontology annotation, molecular function: transcription coregulator activity; DNA binding. The transcript has 6 exons. The record is from RefSeq and is a predicted model, not a curated record. Bases 235 to 642 code for a protein of 135 amino acids.